CUGCAUAUAUUCAUGUUUCCCCUGUAAGCCCACUUAAACCUGCCUAAGCAUUCAAUACUCUGCAAGUAUACAGCCCUCCCUCCAGCCACCUACCUACUAUUAUACAAAACCGAGCUAGACACACCCUAGCUCGUUCUUCUUGCCCAGGCAAGAUACCGCGAGGAAGCAGCAUGACGAUGGACUCUCUCCUAACACGUGCACGAACAAUCCGAAUCUCCCUUUUCUCGUAUGGUCAUUCCAACGGACCCAUCGUGCUGCAACAGCAGCCCGGAGAGGCACGAUAUCACAGAACAGUCGCAUACAAUAUCCGACACUUGCCAAACCCGCCACGCCACCUGCGAGCCAACGGAGCAACCGGUCUGUCUCGGCGGCUCCAGAAGGAGUUUCUCCAGAAUGAUAGCGUUGAAGCAUUCUUGGUGAAGGUCCAGGGGGAGAUAUCUGAUGCAGUUAGAGAAGGGUGUGGCCUCGACCAACCAUUCAAAGCGACUAAGCCGGAUGAGAUCGAUAAAGAGGGUUGCGACGCGGAGGAAGCUGGUACGCCCACGGAGUUGGGUGCAGAUUCAAACGACAAAGACGCUGCCCUCGAAGAAGAUGCAGACAUCGAUCUAAUUGUGACAAUAUGCUGUGAAGAGGGUCGUCAUCGAAGUGUUGCUUUUGUUGAGGAGCUGGCCAGAAGGCUGACUACUAUGCUCAAAGAUGGAGACGGCAUCUCCCGACACUGGCAACUGGAUAUCCACGUUACACACCGUGAUAUCGAAGAUCAAAACGAAGAUUGCGCGCAGUCGGUAGGCAAGAGUAAGCGCCCAAGCAAGGCUCAGGCAAAGGUUAGACAAAGAGAACGCCGCGAAAAGGGGAAUAGGUAUACAUCCGGUCUUGAAGGGGAGGAUGAUCUGGACUAGCCAGCAAUUGGGCGAAGCGAGGAACUGAAACCAGGUCGACUGUAUGGUUUCCACAGUACUUUAUGGGCUUAUGUAUUAGUUCAGAAGCAAGCCUUCCAAUGCUCGCUCGUCUGGAAUGGUAGUGGGGUGCCGAUAAUCCGUGUAUGUAUGAAACGAUAUACGAAGCAGCCUAGGCCUGAGCGAGACAUAAGCCCUUCGGCCAGAGUCAAGUCACGCUACUACGGAGGUAUCUAGAAACCAACAACCCGAAUAGAGCAACCACGCAGGCGCAAAAAAAAAACAAAAACAAAAAAAAAAAAAGGCUAAAAAACAUACAGUCGACUGGCCGGCAUGAUACACUUAGUAGCUCACUUUUCGCGUCUAGGUGUGAUUUUCGUCAUUUGCUGAACAUCACCCAGGAGCGAGGCGGACUGAAGGUAUGGGUAUCCUUGCUUAGGCUCAUUUCAUUGGCGACUGGUUUAAAGUUGAUGCUACAGCGUGU
Messenger RNA from Aspergillus calidoustus, 1380 nucleotides. NCBI's taxonomy places the organism in Eukaryota, Fungi, Ascomycota, Eurotiomycetes, Eurotiales, Aspergillaceae. The record is from the annotation of a GenBank genome assembly.